GAGCUAGACCUCCUCGGAAGGUCCGUCACAACAAAGGGAGGAUUUUAACUGCUUGUUCUGGCUUUCCGUCUUUAAAUCCACGGUUCUGGUGCAUGAGUCCGGUUCCGAUCUGAUCAUGAGCAAAGAAUACCAGCUGAGAGCCGCCAUCAACCAGAAGCUGAUAGAGAUGGGAGAGAGGGAGAGGUUGAAGGAGCUCCUCAGGGCCAAACUGGUGGAGUGUGGAUGGAAGGACCAGCUGAAAGCUCACUGCAAAGAUGUGAUCAGAGAGAAAGGUCUGGAGCACGUCACGGUGGAGGACCUCGUCACAGAAGUGACGCCCAAAGGCAGAGCGCUCGUACCGGACAGCGUGAAGAAAGAACUCCUGCAGAGAAUCAGAGCCUUUCUGGUUCAAAACACGCCGCUCUGAAACCCCGCCCCCCGCCUGAUGCGACCAACACUUGAAAGGACUUUUUAUUUGAUAUUAUGUGUUUUGGUAUAAAUGUGAUUCGUUUUGCUGCUUUUUUGGCAGAAAACCAAUAAAGCCUUCUGCCUGCCGCCUGUCUGGACUCGCGCCGAUCCGUCUUUUCUGUCAGACAAGCUGAUGACAGACGUGUUCCAGAAAUAAAGACAUAGAAGUUAUGAGAGAAA
Cyprinodon tularosa is the source of this 627-nucleotide messenger RNA. RefSeq names its product transcription and mRNA export factor ENY2. NCBI's taxonomy places the organism in Eukaryota, Metazoa, Chordata, Actinopteri, Cyprinodontiformes, Cyprinodontidae. Gene Ontology annotation, cellular component: nuclear pore; DUBm complex; SAGA complex. The coding region runs from base 116 to 406 and encodes 96 amino acids. Gene Ontology annotation, biological process: regulation of transcription by RNA polymerase II; poly(A)+ mRNA export from nucleus; positive regulation of DNA-templated transcription. The transcript has 4 exons. The record is from RefSeq and is a predicted model, not a curated record. Gene Ontology annotation, molecular function: transcription coactivator activity; chromatin binding.